This is a messenger RNA of Salvia hispanica, 841 nucleotides long. RefSeq lists its product as uncharacterized. The record is from RefSeq and is a predicted model, not a curated record. Lineage: Eukaryota; Viridiplantae; Streptophyta; Magnoliopsida; Lamiales; Lamiaceae.
CAACACAAAAUCUUUUAAAAUCAACAAGCUUUCAUCAAAUCAUCAAAACAAGCUCCAUCUCGAUUCUCGAAAACCUUCAACAAAUCACGUCAAUGGCUGAGAUAAUCGAUUCUCGGCAACCGCAUCUCGCCGCGCUCGACGCCCGCUCCCUGCUCCUCUCUCAAUUCUCCGAUUCCGGAAGCCCUCAGCUUCUGCAACUCACAACCGAGAGCUUCGUCAUGGAGCGAGGCCCCAGGUUCAAAGAGUACUCCGAUCUCAGAGAGAGGAAGCUGAGGAUGAAAAACUCCAUCAAUCGGCCAGAGGAAAAUGUUCAAAGCCAACCGGUUCUCACCCCGCCCAAAAAGCAGGUGAAAUUCAGUUCGAAUUUCUCCACCCCGCCGAGGAGGCCGAAGCCGCCGUCUGCUCUGGCACAAUCCGUCCCUGAUUUCUCGGCGACGCUUCGGAAGGAGAACAGGAAGCCGGCUGCUCCGCUGCCGCCUGUGGCGGAGCGGUCUCUGACGCCGCCGGCUGGAUUUAUGAAGAGCGGGAGCGUUUAUGGGAAGUUGGGGGGAGGGAGCAAGUCGGCGAAUUCCGCCGAGAAGAGGAGCGGCGGAUUGAUGGCUAGAAAGAGCUAUGCGAGCAUGGCCGAAUUGAAGGAGGGGAGAAGCAAUAGAGGCGUUGCUAGAUCUGUUUUAGGGCAUAGGCAGUUUUGAUUUGGGGGAAAUUUGCAUUCACCAUAUUAUUCGAAUUCGGUAUUUUUACAUCUUCAUUUUUUAUUCUUUAGUUUUGGAUUCCCAUUGAUUGAGAGUGUGAUAAUGUCUCUGUAAUUUCAAUUUUGUAUAGAAACCAAGCUUUUGUUGAA